AUGAUUGUUCGAAGGCAGAACAGGAGAUUCACGAUCAUGGCUGCCGGGCCAAAGGGAUCUGGAAAAUCGUCGUUCUUCAACACUCUGAUAGGAAAGGAAAUUGUCACAUCGAAGGGCCAGGAGGGAAUCGACCUCUACAUGCUGAAUCUAGAUUGUGAGGGUAUUAUGCAAAGGAUUACCUUUGUUGACACGCCCGGGUUUGGAGACGCUCUUGAUGACACUGAGAUACAGGAAACAAUUUGCAACUUUAUCAAAGCUCAGCUAGACAUGUUCAUAACAGAGGAGUCAAAGAUUAGAAGAAACCCCAAAUACGAGGACACAAGGGUCCAUUGCCUGCUGUAUUUCAUACCUUCAACUUCUUUUGGACUCAAGAACAGAGAUAUCGUGUUCCUGAAGAAGGUCUCCGGGCUAGUCAACAUCAUUCCGGUAAUCAGCAAGUCGGAUGGGCUGAGCAUUACAGAAAGAAUAGAGGUCAAGAGACAGGUUAUGGAGCAGCUGAGAUACUACAACAUCUCCAUCUUCGACCUGGACGAUCCCGAGGUUUAUUCUUCACCCACGGCAGGAAAUGAUUUAAACAGCCUCGUCCCAUUCAUGGUCGUUUCUGCAGAUAGAGAAAACCUUGAAUCAAGGACAAGAAACUAUCAGUGGGGAAGUGUAAAUAUCGACAACCCAGAGCAUUGUGACUUUCCUGCGCUGAGAGAGCUGCUUCUCAGCACCCAUAUCUAUGGACUCAUCGACUAUACUGCAAGUGAAAUAUAUGAAAAUUACAGAGCUGCUGUUUUGGAAAGUGGGAUAAAAAGGUAG
Molecule: messenger RNA, 804 nt
Organism: Encephalitozoon hellem ATCC 50504
Lineage: Eukaryota; Fungi; Microsporidia; Unikaryonidae
Product: septin
Exons: 1
Coding region: 1-804 (267 amino acids)
Biological process (GO): cytoskeleton-dependent cytokinesis
Cellular component (GO): cell division site; microtubule cytoskeleton; cytosol
Molecular function (GO): GTPase activity; GTP binding; molecular adaptor activity
Source: RefSeq, a predicted model, not a curated record